AAGGCUUUGUGCAUGCUAGGAAUUAAAUGACCUGGCAAGGGACCCUCCAGCACAGUGUUCUGCAGGUCCUGUUGGAGAUGAUAUGUUCCAUUGGCAAGCUACAAUAAUGGGGCCAAAUGACAGUCCCUAUCAGGGUGGAGUAUUUUUCUUGACAAUUCAUUUCCCAACAGAUUAUCCCUUCAAACCACCUAAGGUUGCAUUUACAACAAGAAUUUAUCAUCCAAAUAUUAACAGUAAUGGCAGCAUUUGUCUCGAUAUUCUACGGUCACAGUGGUCUCCAGCACUAACUAUUUCAAAAGUACUCUUGUCCAUCUGUUCUCUGUUGUGUGAUCCCAAUCCAGAUGAUCCUUUAGUGCCUGAGAUUGCUCGGAUCUACAAAACAGAUAGAGAAAAGUACAACAGAAUAGCUCGGGAAUGGACUCAGAAGUAUGCGAUGUAAUUAAAGAAAUUAUUGGAUAACCUCUACAAAUAAAGAUAGGGGAACUCUGAAAGAGAAAGUCCUUUUGAUUUCCAUUUGACUGCUUUCUAUGAGCCCACGCCUCAUCUUCCCCUGUGCACAUGUUUACCUGAUACAGCAGUGCUGCGUGUUGUACAUACUUGGAACAACAAACUAGAAAUACUGUACUUCUGUACCAACAUUGCCUCCUAGCAGAGAAGUGUGUGUGUGACAAGCCAAUUCUCCAGGCGUAACCUAGGUGUGAGACUAAAAAAUUCUCCUUAUUGACUUAAAUUUGGAUAACGACAAGGUGUGAGGAAUGGUGGGUGGUACACGGUGUAUGCUUGGAUGGGGUAAAGCUCCACUGACCUGUAGGAGAUUGUUUUUAAGUGGAAUCCAUUUAAACUCAAAACAGUUAUGAAAUGAAGAACAUGAAGCUGUUUCUGUAUUAAUUUUAUUCCGAAGGACCUACAACUUAGGUGAGAAGGUUAUGACCAACCAGAUUAAACUCUAUCCACAUCCUAUAUAUUUUAAGGUCUAAGUUUAACUGGUCAGCAUUUAAAUGGAUUGGAGCUAUUAGUAUAUAAAGUGUGAUGGGCUUUGUUCCCAACUUCUUUUACAUCUCCUUGCCCCUUCAACCUUCGUCCUUUCAGCCCCUUUCUCCAUAUUCUUUGGUUUGUAUGUGGUUUCUCAGUUAAUACAUAGCUAAUAGCUCUUAUUUUUCUUAUGUUUUUAACUGCUUAGGUCUAUUUGGAUGUAAGGGUGAAAAUUCAUUUGAUGGAAAUACUUGUGUAUAUUUAAAGACCCAAUUGCUCCUCUGGAGCUUGUACGUUCAAGAAUGAUUAAUCUGUGUAAUAAACUGAUUACUACAGUCAUUACAUAUAAUUUUGUGUGAAUAGGCUUUUUGAUUUUAAGAACUUUGUCUAGCUGAGAUUAGUGGUGGAUUUUCCUUCUCUCCUGAAAUGUUUUCAUUGAUAAUGGUUGCAUUUCAAAAUCAUGAAACAAUUUCAGUUUACCUAGAAAAAAGGACAUCUUGAGCAGUUUUAUUGAACAAAGAGAAGCAUAAGCUUAAAAGUGUUUUCAUGAAAUGUAUGUGCAGCAUUCCAGGAACAUGACUGUUAAACUAAAUAAGAAAUUUUCUUUAUUAAUGAAACUAAGCUGCAUCACCAAAACCUUGUGACAUUCCCUUGGUACAUAGGCCAUAAAACAUGAAGGCGAUGCUAUUUGGUAAGUUAAUCCUCUGUGAUUGUAAUUUUAGAAGAGCAACUUUGACCAAACCUGAGCACAAUCUUGUAUUGGAGAGUCUACAUAAUUACUUUGCACUAACAUUUGUAGGAUGUUCAUCCAGUUUUAAAUUGUACUAUAUGUGGCUUUUUGAAGUCUUCCCUUGACUCUGGUAAAAUGUAGUUUGAAACUUGUAAAAAACUGUAUUUGCCAGAAACAUCAUGUGUGUGAACUAGGCAAAUUACCAUUCCCCCCCCCCUUCUUUUCCUAAUUUAAAUGUAAACCAGGCCAGCCUGAAGGCCUUGAAUGAUGCUCUCUAGCCAUCAGGUUCUUUAAAUGCAUCUUUACACUCUUGCACAAAAAUUGAGGAAUAAAUGUCCACUGCUUUUGGUUUUAAA
Ictidomys tridecemlineatus (thirteen-lined ground squirrel) is the source of this 2058-nucleotide messenger RNA. The record is from RefSeq and is a predicted model, not a curated record. NCBI's taxonomy places the organism in Eukaryota, Metazoa, Chordata, Mammalia, Rodentia, Sciuridae.